AUGGGUUGUAACAUCAUUACGUCGCUGGUGGGGUUUGCGUUCGCGCCGAUACUAAACGGGGCCGUUGGCACGUUAAUUGAUUUAGCGAACCCAGUCAAAAUUUUCAACGAGGUGUACGAGGACGGGGAUAUUGUCAAGUUCCUGGCUGGAGACGCAGCCACUGGUACUUUGAAGUCAGUUGUCCAGUAG
Messenger RNA from Phytophthora nicotianae INRA-310, 189 nucleotides. RefSeq lists its product as hypothetical. NCBI's taxonomy places the organism in Eukaryota, Oomycota, Peronosporomycetes, Peronosporales, Peronosporaceae. The transcript has a single exon. Bases 1 to 189 code for a protein of 62 amino acids. The record is from RefSeq and is a predicted model, not a curated record.